GCAGUCAACGGCCUCUCGUCUUGACUUCUUUUUACACUUGUAAAACCGUUUGAUGAUGAUGGGCCAAAAAUCCAAUUGCGUCAAGUUUGAAAAUGAACGUGGAUGAGGAUGAGGAAGGGGAAGGGGAAGAGGAAGAGGCGGAGGAGGGAUUUACUCGCCCAACUUUGACACGAACGCAAAGGAAGCGCGUCCACGAGGCGCGGGGGCGCGCGCGCGCCAUUCUGCCUGAUCCUGCUCAAGUUUGGCUUUUUUCUUUUCUUCUUCUACUUGUUCGUCGUCUUCUUCUUCUUCUUCUUCGGCACUCCGGGGCGGGGAGCCGCUCGGCUCUGGUCCGCUUGCGUGAUUCGGGCACAGUGGUACCGUCCAGUGCAGUUCGGGACUGGGUGGGUGGAGGCGGGCAGGCCGGGACUAUUUGGACUCGUGCUGGUGGGACAGGGGGGGACGGGUCCCUCCCAGUCGAGUCCGAGUUCUCCACUAACGUCGUCGGUGUCGGUGUCGUCCAGGACAGCGACGUUCUCCUCCGAGCCGCCGCCGAACUAGUCCCGCCCGGCAGGCGGGCCUCCGAACAGAGCCGAAGCGGAGGCGCAAUGCCGGUCCGAAAGAAAGACGCCCAGCGCGCGCUGUCCCUGCUGGAAGAAUACCGGGCCAAACUCCAGCACGCCGACGAGCGGCAGCUGCGCGUGUCCAUCCAGAGGGUGAUCGACAUCUUCCAGAGCAACCUCUUCCAGGCCCUCAUCGACAUCCAAGAGUUUUACGAAGUGACCUUAUUGGACAGCGAGAGGUGGGCGGAGUCUUCCAAGGCAGCCGGGGGCGGGGCUCCCGUCAACGCGUGGGACUUCUCCAGCCUUCAGAGCGCCACCGUCACCUCUGACACGCUGCCCAGCCUUAGCACCAGCAUCGAGAAGUACCGGCACCACGAUGAGGACUCGUCGCCCCAGGAGGACCGCAGCUCCCCGCAGGUCACCGACGAAGCGGGCGGGCCGGAGCUGGUCCAGGUGGCCGAAAAGAACCUGUCCCAGAUCGAGAACGUGCACGGAUACGUCACCCACGCGCACAUCUCUCCCGUGAAGGUGGCGUCGCUGGAGUGCGUGCCGGACGGCCCGGAGCUCCCCUCCUCCUCCUCCUCCUCCUCCUCCUCCCCCCCCGCACCCUCCUCCCUCUACCCCCACGGUGACGACAGCCCCCUCCCGUCCUGCUCCUCCAACCCUUACCCCCCCGUCCAGGCCAACCCUCCUCCGCUAUUGGUCAAUGCGGACAGCCUGGACACGCCCCCUUAUGUGAACGGCACGGAGGCCGACUACGAGUACGAGGAGAUCACUUUGGAGAGGGGUAACUCGGGUCUGGGCUUCAGCAUCGCGGGCGGCGUCGACAACCCGCACAUCGGCGACGACCCCGGCAUCUUCAUCACCAAAGUCAUCGCGGGGGGGGCCGCCGCACAAGAUGGUCGCCUCAGGGUCAACGACGUCAUCCUGCGCGUCAACGACGUGGACGUCCGCGACGUGACGCACAGUCGCGCUGUGGAGGCGCUGAAGGAGGCGGGCUCUCUGGUCCGACUGUACGUGCGGCGGCGGAAGCCCGUGGGGGACGCGGUCGUGGACGUCAAACUCAUCAAAGGACCCAAAGGUCUGGGCUUCAGCAUCGCGGGGGGGGUGGGCAACCAGCACAUCCCGGGAGACAACAGCAUCUACGUCACCAAGAUCAUCGAGGGCGGCGCCGCCCACAGGGACUCGCGGCUGCAGAUCGGAGACAAACUUCUGGCGGUGAACUCGUGCUGUCUGGAAGAGGUGAGCCACGAACACGCCGUGACGGCCUUGAAGAACACGCCCGAUGUGGUGUACCUCAGGGUGGCCAAGCCCAACGCCGCGGAUGUCGCUAACUCUUUUUCUCAGCACCCGGAGAAUCAUAUCAGCCCUCCUAACUUCCUGUCUCAACCUCUGGCCCCGCCCACUUCAUCGGGAUGCUAUUUGCCGACGCCCAAGAGCACGCUGGGAGAUGACGACGUCGCACGGGAUCCCCGCAAGGUGGUCCUGCACCGAGGCGCCACGGGUUUGGGCUUCAACAUUGUGGGCGGCGAGGACGGCGAAGGCAUCUUCAUCUCUUUCAUCCUGGCCGGAGGACCCGCCGACCUCUGCGGGGAGCUGAGGAAGGGAGACCGUCUCGUAUCCGUGAACGGCGUGGACCUCCGCAGCGCCACCCACGAACAAGCGGCGGCGGCGCUGAAGAACGCCGGGCAGACGGUCACCAUCACGGCGCACUACAGGCCCGAGGAGUACAGUCGCUUCGAAGCCAAAAUCCACGACCUGAGGGAGCAGAUGAUGAACAGCAGCAUCAGCUCAGGAUCGGGAUCUUUGAGGACCAGCCACAAAAGGUCGCUCUACGUCAGGGCCCUGUUUGACUACGACAAGACGCGGGAUUCUGGUCUUCCCAGUCAGGGUCUCAACUUCAAGUUCGGCGACAUCCUGCACGUGGUCAACGCCUCGGACGACGAGUGGUGGCAAGCGAGGCGCACGGCGGCCGCGGGAGACGUCGAGGAGGUCGGCGUCAUACCCAGCAAGAGGAGGGUGGAGAAGAAAGAGCGAGCGAGGUUGAAGACGGUCAAGUUCAACCCCAAGUCUCGAGAGCGAGGGUCGUUGGGCGACAAGCGUAAAAAAGGCGUGUUCGCAAGGUCCUUCCUGUUCGGGAAGAGUCGCGACGCCAGCGAACAGGAGAGCAGCGACAUGGAGCAACACGCGACCUCCAACGCCAGCGAUAGCGAAAGUAGCUACCGAGGCCAGGAGGAGUUUGUGCUGUCGUACGAAGCCGUCACGCAACUGGAAGUCGGCUACACGCGACCCGUCAUCAUCCUCGGCCCCAUGAAGGACCGCAUCAACGACGACCUCAUUUCGGAAUUCCCCGACAAGUUCGGAUCGUGCGUCCCGCACACCACGCGGCCCAAACGCGACUACGAGGUGGACGCUCGCGAUUAUCACUUUGUGGCGUCGCGCGAGCAGAUGGAGAAGGACAUCCAGGACCACAAGUUCAUCGAGGCGGGCCAGUACAACAACCACCUGUACGGAACCAGCGUCCAGUCGGUGCGCGAGGUCGCCGACAAGGGGAAGCACUGCAUCCUGGACGUGUCGGGCAACGCCAUCAAGCGCCUGCAGGCCGCGCUGCUUCAUCCCAUCGCCAUCUUCGUCAAACCCAAGUCGGUGGAGAACAUCAUGGAGAUGAACAAGCGGCUGACGGAGGAGCAAAGCCGGAAGACGUUUGAGCGAGCCGCCAAGUUGGAACACGAGUUCACCGAACACUUCACAGCCGUCGUGCAGGGCGACACCCUGGAGGAGAUUUACGAGCACAGCAAGCAGAUCAUCGAGGAUCAUUCGGGAUCCUUCAUCUGGGUGCAGUCCAAGGAAAAGCUAUGAUAAGGAAACGACACAAGGUCAACCCCCGUCUUCGAUGUCACAGGGGGCGUGUCUUUGCCUCCGCUCACAUUAACCCUUUAACCAGCUCACGCACGCGCACACGAGCUAGCCGUCGCUUUUCCGCGGGGCCAAGAAGACGUUGAACGUGCUCAGCUGCCUAUUUUCUUAUCGACGCAAAUUACAAAAAUCUAUAUUGACCGCUGUUAUCACUAUUAUUAUCACCUUAGAAAAUUUUCAAUAUGAUCACUUCCUGUCUUAUUUUCUUUCUUUUUUUUUUUUUUUUUAACCA
This is a messenger RNA of Syngnathoides biaculeatus (alligator pipefish), 3690 nucleotides long. RefSeq names its product discs large MAGUK scaffold protein 1b (gene dlg1b). Gene Ontology annotation, biological process: neurotransmitter receptor localization to postsynaptic specialization membrane; chemical synaptic transmission. Gene Ontology annotation, cellular component: neuromuscular junction; postsynaptic density membrane; neuron projection. The coding region runs from base 93 to 3401 and encodes 1102 amino acids. Gene Ontology annotation, molecular function: kinase binding. The record is from RefSeq and is a predicted model, not a curated record. The transcript has 25 exons. NCBI's taxonomy places the organism in Eukaryota, Metazoa, Chordata, Actinopteri, Syngnathiformes, Syngnathidae.